Coffea arabica (coffee) is the source of this 663-nucleotide messenger RNA. RefSeq names its product polyphenol oxidase, chloroplastic-like. Gene Ontology annotation, molecular function: oxidoreductase activity. Lineage: Eukaryota; Viridiplantae; Streptophyta; Magnoliopsida; Gentianales; Rubiaceae. The record is from RefSeq and is a predicted model, not a curated record.
AUGGCUUCUCUUACCAUGCCAACUCUCUCCUCCAACCUUGCCAAUUCCUCCUCCAUAGCACAUUUCAUCUCACUUGCAAAACCCACUCACCCAAAUCGUAAAACAGGCCCAAAACUUACAUGCAAUGCCACAAAAGGUGACGAAAACUCCAGUGAUCAUGACAUUGCCGGCUCCAAAAAUGGAGAAACUUCUUUACUGAAGCUUGAUAGAAGAAAUGUGCUACUUGGCAUUGGAGGAGGGCUCUAUGGUGCCUUCACUUCUGGUGCUAAUCCAUCAGCCUUUGCAGCACCACUAUCUCCAACAUUCAUAGCCUGUCACGAUGCCACUGACCCCGACAAAAAAGAAAUCGACUGUUGUCCACCCUCGGUCAUGGCCGCGGAUAUCACUGAUUUUGUUCCUACUGCUCCUUCUGUCAUCGCCACUAGACCUGCGGUGCAACUAGUCGACUCGACUUAUUUGAAAAAGUACAAGACGGCCAUAGAGAAAAUGAGGAAUCUAAGUUCGGAUGAUCCACGUAGUUUCACUGCACAAGCAAAUGUGCAUUGUGCAUAUUGUAACGGUGGAUACUAUCAAGAUGGCUAUGCAGAUUCUAAACUUCUAUUGGAUGUUCACAACUCAUGGCUCUUCUUUCCCUUUCACAGAUGGUACUUGUAUUUCGUCUAG